UGGCAUUUUACAUGCGGAUCUUGGAUGGUCGAAUUCCCACACGUGCUAGACAGAAGAGCGCUCUGACUCCAGACCCGACCCUUGCCAUAUUAUCCAUGCUGUUUCACUGAGCCUAUCCAGAGAUAGUCACCUCACCUCCCCCACCCCCCCGGGAGGGGGCUGAAAAAGCAAGUGGUGGGAACAGCUUUGAGAAAGGAGAAACUAAUGAAAGCCUAGCCCCGGUCAAAGGGCUUGGUGAUAUGGACACAAACCAUGGAAAACAAACCGGAGACGACGGAGUGCAGCCGGGGCAGGAGGACAGGUGGAUUGCACCUGGGCACCCGCUCUCAUUUCUCAUGGUGGCCCCGGAACAGGUUCACGUAUGGCCAGCUCACGAGGGCCCACCCUUUGGCCUCCAGCCUCGCCAGCAUCUGGCCCAAGGGCGGGCACGGAAGGUCCUCAGCCGAGGUGUCGCGGAGCACUGGACAUACCUCCUGCCCCCUGAGGUCUGCAGCCUCCUGAACCCCGCAGCCAUCUAUGCCAACAAUGAGAUCAGCCUGCGUGACGUCGAGGUCUACGGCUUCGACUAUGACUACACGCUGGCCCAGUACGCGGACGCGCUGCACCCCGAGAUCUUCAGUGCCGCCCGCGACAUCCUGAUCGAACAGUACAAGUACCCAGAGGGGAUUCGGAAAUAUGACUAUGACCCCAGCUUUGCCAUCCGUGGCCUGCACUACGACAUUCAGAAGAGCCUCCUGAUGAAGAUUGACGCCUUCCAUUACGUGCAGCUGGGGACAGCCUACAGGGGCCUCCAGCCCGUGCCAGACGAGGAGGUGAUCGACCUGUACGGGGGCACCCAGCACAUCCCCCUGUACCAGAUGAGCGGCUUCUACGGCAAGGGCCCCUCCAUCAAGCAGUUCAUGGACAUCUUCUCACUGCCGGAGAUGGCCCUGCUGUCGUGCGUGGUGGACUACUUCCUGGGCCACGGCCUGGAGUUUGACCAAGCGCACCUGUACAAGGACGUGACGGAUGCCAUUCGCGAUGUGCACGUGAAGGGCCUCAUGUACCAGUGGAUCGAGCAGGACAUGGAGAAGUACAUCCUGAGAGGGGACGAGACGUUCGCCGUCCUGAGCCGCCUCGUGGCCCACGGGAAACAGCUGUUCCUCAUCACCAACAGUCCCUUCAGCUUCGUGGACAAGGGGAUGAGGCACAUGGUGGGUCCCGACUGGCGCCAGCUCUUUGACGUGGUCAUCGUCCAGGCGGACAAGCCCAGCUUCUUCACUGACCGGCGCAAGCCUUUCAGAAAACUCGACGAGAAGGGCUCCCUGCAGUGGGACCGCAUCACCCGCCUGGAGAAGGGCAAGAUCUACCGCCAGGGAAACUUGUUCGACUUCCUGCGCCUGACCGAGUGGCGUGGCCCCCGGGUACUCUACUUCGGAGAUCACCUCUACAGUGACCUGGCGGACCUCAUGCUGCGGCACGGCUGGCGCACGGGCGCCAUCAUCCCCGAGCUGGAGCGCGAGAUCCGCAUCAUCAACACGGAGCAGUACAUGCACUCGCUGACCUGGCAGCAGGCGCUCACGGGGCUGCUGGAGCGCAUGCAGACCUAUCAGGACGCCGAGUCCCGGCAGGUGCUGGCUACCUGGAUGAAGGAGCGGCAAGAGCUGAGGUGCGUCACCAAGGCCCUGUUCAACGCCCAGUUUGGGAGUAUCUUCCGCACCUUCCACAACCCCACCUACUUCUCCCGGCGCCUCGUGCGCUUCUCCGACCUCUACAUGGCCUCGCUCAGCUGCCUGCUCAACUACCGCGUGGACUUCACCUUCUACCCGCGCCGCACGCCGCUGCAGCACGAGGCCCCGCUCUGGAUGGACCAGCUGUGCACGGGCUGCAUGAAGACACCCUUCCUCGGCGACAUGGCCCACAUCCGCUGAAGGCACCUUUAUUGUCCGGGGCCGGCCCCCCGCCCCUCCUGCCCUGCCUCUGGCCUCCGUCCCGACAAGCAAUAAAAGCCGUCUCCUUCCGGCUUGGUGCGUCCGGU
This is a messenger RNA of Lepus europaeus (European hare), 2017 nucleotides long. RefSeq names its product 5'-nucleotidase domain containing 2 (gene NT5DC2). Gene Ontology annotation, molecular function: 5'-nucleotidase activity. The transcript has 15 exons. The record is from RefSeq and is a predicted model, not a curated record. Bases 240 to 1910 code for a protein of 556 amino acids. NCBI's taxonomy places the organism in Eukaryota, Metazoa, Chordata, Mammalia, Lagomorpha, Leporidae.